Molecule: messenger RNA, 2243 nt
Organism: Carassius carassius (crucian carp)
Lineage: Eukaryota; Metazoa; Chordata; Actinopteri; Cypriniformes; Cyprinidae
Product: CUE domain-containing protein 1-like
Exons: 10
Coding region: 307-1539 (410 amino acids)
Molecular function (GO): ubiquitin binding
Source: RefSeq, a predicted model, not a curated record
AAUGGUUAACAUUUUGCUGUUCUAAUGUACGUCUUCAGGAGUGGGCCGCUGUUUGUACUCCGCUUGAGGUUGACUGUGAGAGCGAGAGCAAGGCAUUCUGGGAAUCCCAGCCAGCUGUGGAUGAGGUUGAGUCUUUGCUAUCAGCAGCAGAAGAAAAUUUUAUCCAAUGCUGCCCCUCUGUAUACUGAAGCUUACCUCCAGAGGCAUCAUGAGUGGAUAACAGGUGUGGCUGGAGGCGGUGCAUAGGUCAAGGAGUGGGAUCAUUGCAGUGAAUGGGCAGCUCUGAGUGGGAGGGAGGUGCUGUAAAUGAUGACCAGUCUUUUCCGCCGGAGCAAUGCGAACAGUAACCAUGGCAGUGGUACACGAGGGAGCGACGCUGGCUCAGGAGAGCUCAAUAGCAGAAGGCCUCCACAUCAGGUCCGGCGUUUGGAGUUUACCCAGGCUAUGGAUGACUUUAAGACGAUGUUCCCCAGCAUGAAGCAUGAGGUUAUCGAGUGUGUCUUGAGAGCCAACCAUGGUGCUGUCGACUCCACCAUUGACCAGCUACUGCAGAUGAGCCUAGACAGCAAGGCCACGGAUGACAGCUCGGAUUCUGAGGACAGCAUCCCUCCAGAGAUCCUGGAGAGAACACUGGAGCCGGACAGCUCAGAUGAGGAGCCUCCACCCAUCUACGCGCCGCCCUCCUAUGACAUGCACAUCUAUGACAGAAAACAUCCUGCAGAUGUUCCAUCCACACCACCACCCAGGUUCGAUGAUUAUCCCCCUCCUGGGCAUCAGCAGGUCGGCAUACACAGGAACUGGAAUCCACCGUUACUAGGCAACCUCCCUGAUGACUUCCUGCGUAUCCUGCCUCAGCAGUCAGAAAGUCUUCAGCGUUCUCAGAGCAACCUGUCUCAGCCUUUCUCCUCCUCCUCUUCCUCACUGUCAUCCCUGACGCAGCUUUCAUCCAGCAGUAGUGCCCUGUCAGGUGGCGUUUGGUCAUCUGAACAGGACAGGAAGUUGAAACAAUACUUGGAGGACGAGCGAAUAGCCCUUUUUCUGCAGAAUCAGGAGUUCAUGAAAGAGCUACAGCGUAACAGAGACUUCCUCAUAGCUCUGGAGAUAGAUCAUCAGAGGUGCGAGAAAGCACAGUGUGGUUAUUCAUCCACGUGCACAGAGAACUCCGCCGAAGGUGAUAAUUGUGUCUCGAGGUCUGAGGAGGCCUGUUCAUCAGUCUCUGACGAUGCCUUAUUCCUGGAGAAACUCAAGCACAUGGGCAAAUCUACAAGGAAGAAGCUUUUUGAAAUUGCCAGAUCAUUCUCGGAGAAGACCAGAAGAAAGAAGUCCAAAAAGCGAGGUCUGUCCAAACACCAGUCAUAUCCUCACAUGUCCAGCCCCGACAGUCGCUGCCUGGAGUUUGCAUCUAUUCAAGGCUCUGCAACCUCCACCGUCAAUCUCCUGGAAGAAGUAGAGGGGCCGCCUUCGGCUGAGGAUGACAACCAACUUAAAAGACUCUCAGAAAGAGAGGAAGGGGAGGAGUCAAAGGAAGUGAUGUCAUGAUGGAUGAAUCCUGGCUGGAGCUGCCGAUGUUGUCUGCUUUAGAGAGCUUGAUUCAACAGCUCUGAAGACUAAAGCAUCAUGAUGAUCGAGAUUUUACUCAUUAGUUUCCUGCAAUGCUUUAUUAAACCUGAGCCAUAAAAUCAUCAUAGUUCUAUAUUGUUUGUAAUAUUCUGGUUCAACAGUCUAGUCUAGGACUGUCAUGUGGUGUAGCAGAUCUGGUGGUGUUUAGAAGAAUGCUGUGCUGGGACUCAGGACUCAGAACAUCCACAAGCACAAAACCUCAUUGCUCAGCUUGAUAAGAAAAUCUGUGUUUAUCUCAGGAGUAAUUUUAAUGGCCUGGAGUCUAUGUACAGUUCCUCUGAUGUUUAUAGAUAAAGCUCUUUUCAAUUCUCAUUAUCUUAUCUGAUUGAGAUUGGAGAUUGGUUUAAAAUGUGUUAUAAAAUUUAAGUUGCUAUGUGUUUUCAACCAAAUCACAAUUUAAAAUCAUGCUCAAGACUUUUUCACCAUUAAUUCCUGAAAUUAACAAACAUAUUUUAUUCUUAGUGUGAAGUAAGGUCUGUUUUUGUGUAUUUACACUGGGAUAGUAGGCUAAUUAUUAAAACUAAAUUGUAAUUUUCAGAGUUUAGAGUUGUCAGCUCACUGUAAAUUGAUAUUGAUUUUCAAAGGAUGAUUUAGUUUGUUAUUAAAUUACAUUUUGAGAGCAA